Molecule: messenger RNA, 2942 nt
Organism: Dermacentor silvarum
Lineage: Eukaryota; Metazoa; Arthropoda; Arachnida; Ixodida; Ixodidae
Product: fatty acid hydroxylase domain-containing protein 2
Exons: 7
Coding region: 165-1250 (361 amino acids)
Biological process (GO): sterol biosynthetic process
Molecular function (GO): iron ion binding; C-4 methylsterol oxidase activity
Source: RefSeq, a predicted model, not a curated record
CGUCUCUCCGCGAGGAGCAAGAUGACAAUUCCAUCGUGCCCGACACUGCGGGGACAAUCGAAGCGGCUCGACUCCCGGAGCAAUCACCUGUGCGAAGCGGAUGCGUUUAGCGGCAGGGACGCGCCGUGACCGCUCAGGUGGUGAAAGGAACGUGAACCAGCGUCAUGCCGUCGUCGUCGUCGCCAUCAGCGUCUUUACCGGUGCCACAGAGCGCCGUGUGCAUGACCGCCGUCGUCACCCGAGUUGCGCAUCACGUUGGUCGGAGGCAGCGCUACGUCAUCCUCGGUUCCCUCCUAUCAUGGGCUGCGCUGCUUGCGUUUAUCUACGUAUGGGGUCCCUAUAUCGUCAAGUUGGUGAAAAGCAGCAGCGAAGCCUUGCGGUCGACGCUGGACCUGAACUUCAAGAAGAUCGUCUACGCGUUUCGCGGCGACUACUUCAUCCUGACUGCGGGCGGUCAGUGGGUGCUAACAGUUGGCAGCUACUGGUUUCUAGGACUUCUAUUCUUGGCGGCCGACACGAGCAAAGCACUUUCUUGGAUGCGGAGGUACAAGGUGCAAGCGAUAGAGACGAAGCCAACUGCUCAAAGCUUGGUUCCAGUGGUGCGGCAGGUGGUGUUCAAUCAAGUCUUCGUUCAGCUGCCCGUUAACGUCCUCUUCUACUGGGUGAAGGACUUGCGCGGGUUCGACCGGAGCCUAAACCUACCGCCAUUGUCUCGUGCCGUGGUGCACUUCGCUUGUUUUGUCGCGAUCGAAGAGGCGCUGUUCUACUACUCGCACAGGCUGCUGCACCACCGGCGGCUGUACCAACGCUUCCACAAGAAGCACCACGAGUGGACCGCGCCGGUGGCCAUCACGGCGGUGUACUGCACGCCGCUAGAGCACCUGCUCUCCAACGUUCUGCCCGUGGUGGUGGGGCCCGCGGUUCUGGGCUCGCACCUGAGCGUGCACUGGCUCUGGGCAGUGCUCACGGCGCCCUACGGCGUCAUCGUGCACUCGGGAUACCACCUGCCACUGCUCCCGUCGCCACAGAUGCAUGACUUUCAUCACCUAGCGUUCCGAGGAAACUACGGCAUUCUAGGAAUCCUGGACUGGUUGCACGGCACGGACCGGGCCUUCAGACAGAGCGAAGCCUUCCAGAGGCAUCGGGUGCUACUGUCGUUGAGGCCCGUCCACGAGCUGUAUCCGGACACAGGGGCAGCCAGACGCGACUCGCUGGGUGAAGGGCGAUCAACGACGCAGCCGCACGGCUGACGCAGAAGCGAAGCUCGCAUAUAUAUUUCUUUUUCUUUGCCCAUUUGUGAUACCACUGCAUCUCGUAUACGUCCGAGAUUAGCUCGAAGAUGUGGUCGAACAGUCUACGACACGACGCUUAAGAUAGCUUUGUGAUAAGAGAAGAGGGAGAGAUGAGAGGAACGUUGGGUGCAUAAUAGAACCCAAGGUGUUCGCUCGUGGUCAUCACUCUCAUUUGUGUGUUGAUGCUCUUUUAUUUGAGUUUGUUCGUGUGCGUUACAGUAGUCAAGAUUCGUGAUUGUUAAGUAUUGUUAAGAUUCGUGAUUGCUGGAAUGAGUCAAGCAAUCACGAAUGACCACAAACGCUAAAAUAAAUAAAUAAAUAAAUAAAUAAAUAAAUAAAUAAAUAAAUAAAUAAAUAAAUAAAUAAAUAAAUAAAUAAAUAAAUCAAUCAAUCAAUCACCGUGACGGUUAUCGGUUUGCUCACUGUCGAGAGUGCGGCUGCAUACGUUUGUUUAAUGAUCGUGUGAUUUUUUCCGGAAACAGAGAUAAGGACGUGCGUGAAAUGAUACAGGCACAAUACAUCAAGCGCAGUGCAUGGUUAAAGGUGCGUUAGCACUGCGUCUGUCGACCUGUCUUGAUAAAGAAAUGGCCUUUUUGUUUGGAAGGAGCAGUACGACGUGUCCACCAGGAGUGGGGUGGUUGUGCAUGAUGUAUAAAUGUAUAAAUUUUCCCAAGAACAAACUGUUGAAAUCACCACAUCGUGUUACCCACGUCUCCUUUUUGUCCUUGUCUGCUGGUGCUAAAGAGGGAGAGAGACAGCCAGAUGAAAGGGGAAAGACAGGGAGGUUAACCAGAAGAAAAAAUCCGGUUUAUGUCCUCACACUGAUGGAGGGGGAGGUAAAUUGAUAAGAAAGUAAAGAUGUUAUCUAAGUUUGUAUAUACCAACACACAGCAGUUCUACAAGUCUUCACUUUCUGACGCCACCCUAGUAAAUAGGUUCAGAUCUGCGACGCCUUCCAUGGGGGUAAUGAAAACCUCAUAUUUUGCGACUUAGAUGUAUGAGACAAUGUUAGAUCGAAUUACAUGAUGCAUACCUAAUGUUUGUUUGGUCUGUGAUGCACUGUUUUUUUAUCGCGAAUGCGAUCAGUGAGAAGUGUCUGUUUGGCUUUCGCAGCAUUACCUCAUAUGCAUGAAACAGAGUGUAUAUAUAGGACUCGUACACGUCUGUAGACAAUAUUGGAACAGAGUUUAAAUCCGUAAGUCUAUAGAGUACCCAAGAAGUCUAUGAACGUUCGAGCUUACAGAUUUGUAUAGCCAACAGAGUGCCUCUGUACAGAGGCACGUACGGUAUAUAAGCGACCAAUGUACGUAUUUUGCCUUGAUGUAGCCUGUUUAUAAAUUGUGUGUUGACAGAAUCAGAGCUGUUGCCAAAUUGCCUUUUCAUGAAACUUCCACCACCUUGUGGAUUCCUGCGCCGCUCAUUCGCUUGAUCAAUGUGCAGCGCUUAGAAUGAUUUGUUAAUUUGUCAUCGCCCUACCAUCUGCUGGCCCUAGGAUUACCCAAGUCGGUAUAUUGACUGCGACGGAAAGUUGAUGGUGGCGGGUUUGAUUCCAGGACCACGUCAAAUUUUACUUCAACUCCGAAACUUUCCUUUAUGAGGAACCUCUAUAGGUUUCUUGUGUUGCUUCGUAUUACUUGCAGGCCACUUGCU